Myzus persicae (green peach aphid) is the source of this 1815-nucleotide messenger RNA. RefSeq names its product developmental gene 1062 protein-like. Lineage: Eukaryota; Metazoa; Arthropoda; Insecta; Hemiptera; Aphididae. Gene Ontology annotation, biological process: regulation of transcription by RNA polymerase II; developmental process. Gene Ontology annotation, molecular function: RNA polymerase II transcription regulatory region sequence-specific DNA binding; DNA-binding transcription factor activity, RNA polymerase II-specific; protein dimerization activity. Bases 226 to 1572 code for a protein of 448 amino acids. The transcript is spliced from 4 exons. The record is from RefSeq and is a predicted model, not a curated record.
UGCAGUUGCAGAAACAUUCGGGCACGACUAUACAACGAGUGUUGUACAUCACGAUCGCACCCCUAAACCCCGAAUUAUAGUUACCCAAAAUCAGCUUAUUUUUCUGUUUUUUUUAUUUCGGGACUUUGGUGUUAUCGUCAUUGUCAAGUGGUAGAAUAGUUUUCCGUUUGUCUAUAACCCGUGUCUUCGUAUAAAAAAACCGUGUUCAUCUUCCCGUCCGCAUAAAUGGCGAGUGAUAUAAUCAACUAUUCUUCUCGACAUUAUCAACCGAAUUAUUCAGUGAAGCAAGAAUGCAUGACAGCCCUUGGUGUAGCGGCCACACCGUCGUCGUCGGCUGUGCCCGGCGACGGGCGUUACGUCGUCCAGGACCUGUCACAAUCGGCGCCGUCCUACUGGAUGCCGGGCGCGGAACAGCAGCAGCUGGUAACGUGCGUCGUCGGCCAUCCGAUCGGUAGCACCGCGUCGUCUUCGUCAUCGUUCGUGGACGACGAAUCCACGUCGUACGAGGACAUCACGUACAACAAUUAUGGACCGUCGUCAGUGGCCGCGCUGCAGGCCGCCGCCGCAGCCGCGGCCGCCGUGGCCAAUUGCGACUACGGUGGCCUUUACGGUCAUCAUCUGCAGCAACACCAACAGCAACAGCAGCAGCCGUUGCUGCAGUACGGCAAUGUCGGUUACUACGACGGCGGUUACCAACAGGUCGGCCACUUGCAGGGCUACGACGAAAAGCCGGCGGCGUACGACAACAAUAACGCGGCCGAUGUUUGCGACAUGAAUUCCGCAGUGACGGCCGCCGCGGUGGCCGUCGCUUAUGACGAUCCGUACUCCGCGACUAACGUGUCACAACUCGAUCGACAGCCGCUCACUCCACAGUACCGUCCAGCACAACAGAACAACAACAACGCAUCCGCCGCCGCCGACGACGACGACGACGACGACGAUAACGAUGACGACGAAGAAGGAGCAAACGACGAUGAUGACAACAAUAAACGACUGCAGCUUCAGCCACAGCAGCAACAGCAACUGCAAUUUCAACGGCGACAACAGCUGCUGCAACAGCAACAGCAUUUGAUGCACCAACAGUGCGGUUCUUCCGAGUCUGUCCCGACGACUCUGAUGCCGGCGGCGGUGCCGGUAGUGCGUGUCGUCAAGCGCAGGAACACGGCCAACAAGAAGGAACGGCGGCGCACGCAGAGCAUCAACAACGCGUUCUCCGACCUCAGGGACUGCAUACCCAACGUGCCGUCCGACACUAAACUGUCGAAAAUCAAAACGCUCCGGCUGGCCACGUCCUACAUCGGUUACCUGAUGACCGUGCUGGACAGCGAUGACCCGGACACGGACGGUUUCAAAGCCGACCUGUCCGCGCACACGUCAAAGCGGUCGUUGCAGACGCUACACGCGCAGGCUGAUAAGACGCAUCAACAGCAGAUGAUGAUCCCUCGAAAUCCUUUGAAUCCUACCAACGACCACCAACACCAAGAACACCAACACCACCACAAGAGGAGCAAAGGCAGGACCGGAUGGCCACAAGAUGUAUGGGCAUUAGAACUGAAACAAGAACAAGUGUAACCACACACCGGAUGCCCGAUUUUUCGGAGACUUUUUUUUGUUAUUGUUAAAAAAUGAUCAAUAAUCAUACAUAGGCGCGAAAAAAAAUUGAAUCUUUGUAAGGAUCACUAGCGCCGAUCCUGAAUGUGUAUAUAAUAUAGUUAUGAGUAAUGUCAUUUAUAUAUCUAUUUACCAGAGUUAUGCUUACUCUAUGUAUAUAAAAUGUACGUGAAACCAUAUACAGAAUGCAAUAAUGAGACAUAA